Messenger RNA from Aspergillus tanneri, 333 nucleotides. RefSeq lists its product as uncharacterized. Bases 1 to 333 code for a protein of 110 amino acids. The transcript has 2 exons. NCBI's taxonomy places the organism in Eukaryota, Fungi, Ascomycota, Eurotiomycetes, Eurotiales, Aspergillaceae. The record is from RefSeq and is a predicted model, not a curated record.
AUGCCUUUGGGAUUUUUCAAUUUCAAUGCCCCAAGAACGCUCCCACAAUCAACUGGUCCAAAUGCGGUGCGGUAUUAUAUCCGUCAUUCCCUCGUAACCAAAUACGACGCGACCCCUGACUUUGCAGAGGAAAUGGCAAGUCUAUGGAAAUGGGGCCGAGUGCGCAACUUUUACCAAGGCUCUGCGUCGUCGUUUAGCCGUAUUUUCGGACCCGAUGUAGGACCCAUCAUUUUCGAGUCUCUGAUUGAAGAUAGGAUGUUUGGUACUUUCCGUCGCAUGUACAGUCAAGAACCUGAUGCGUAUCAUGAGAGGAUCUACGCCUCAGGAGACUAG